CUAGAAUUCUACAUGCCAAUAUGCAUUGCACAAGCACCAUUCUCACAUCCCCCUCCUGCAUUUUCUAUUCCAAAGGAGAGAGUCUCCCAAAUGAAUAUUUUCCUUGCUGCUGUUCUGGGCGAGCUGAUAACAAGAUCCAUAAAUUUACUUAUCGACAAUAGCUGCAAGCCACCAACAGCACCGGAUGUGGAGGAUCGCCUCCGCAGGAUCCUGCUCCGGGCGCAGGUCAUCGUUGAUGAAGCCAUGGGACGGCAGAUCACAAACCGAGGUGUUCUCCAGCAGCUAGACAUGCUCAGAGAUGCCAUGUACCACGGCUAUUACAUCCUCGACACCUUCAGAUACCAAUCUCAUAGCGAAGAGGAGACCAAAGGUCAGGUCCUGACCGACUCUUUAUCUCUUUUGAAAGUAGUAAAUUCUCUACAAGGCUUGUGUUCGUCCAGUAGAAACACACAGAUUUUGGAACAUCUGCAAAAGUCGCUUGAUGUUUUAAGUUCCAUGAUCAUUGAUAUGAAAGAGAUAGUCGUGUUCGUGAUGAGCUAUCCACGCCUAUACCGCCAACCUUAUAGCAUGCAUCUCCUGGUGGGAAAUUGUAUGUUUGGGCGCCAGAUGGAAACUGAACUUGUCAUCAGCUUCCUAUUGCACGCACAACCUCAUGGUCCUAAAGAACUAGAGGUCCUGCCAAUCGUUGGUCCCGGUAAAGUAGGCAAGACCACCCUUGUUGCUCAUGUUUGUAAAGAUGCAAGGGUCCGUGACCAUUUCUCAGAAAUACUUUUCUUGCACGAGCAUGACCUCACAGGUGUUGACCUUGCUGCGCUCAAAGAAGGAUAUGUAACGGAACAUCAAAAUCAUGGAUCAAAUUCAAACAAAGAGGGAAGAAGAUUACUUAUUGUUGUUGAGUUAGUUGGCACUCUCACCGAAGAUGUAUGGAAUAGGUUGUAUUCUGGUUCUGUAGAACAUGUACCAAGCGGUAGUAAAAUCAUUGUCACAAGCCGGUCUGACGAAAUCAUAAAGUUUGGAACAAACCAGCCACUAAGUCUGAAGUAUCUGUCCCAUGAAGCAUAUUGGUAUUUCUUUAAGAUGAUCACAUUUGGAAGCAUGGAUCCUGAGAUGCAUCCGAGGUUUGCCCGUAUGGCCAUGGAGAUAGCCAGGAUGCAUAACGGGUGCUUCAUUGGUGCAAAUAUGAUCGGUUGUUUGCUGAGUGACAACAUUGAUUUCCACUUUUGGUGCAAGGUUUUGGGCUUCUUGAGAGGUACCAUCAGGAAGCAUGUCUCUAAAUUGGGUGGGCAUCCAUUCGAUCUUAUAAAUGAGAAAAAGCCUGCACAUCUAGGGAGAAUGUGUGCACCUUCUGAGGAUUUCGUGCUUCACUAUGAGUACCAACGCUCUUCACAAGAGGAUGUUCCGGAGAUCAGAAUCCAAGAUGUGAUUUAUGGGAGUGUUAAGGCUCAAGGGAAAUUUGAGGCCCUCGGAUGGAGGUCUCGAAUACCGCCCUACCAUAGCUAUAUAAAUGUAUGUGAGAUUCGAGGGCUAAAAACUACGGGUACAAAGCGGAAGCGCUGUAUGAAAAAUGGAGUCACGCUUUACUAAUUUUUUCUGUUAUACUAUUGUUUUUUUUAGUGAUGUUGUACUAUUGUUAUGUAUGAAGACAUGUAGUGAUUAUGUUUUGAUGGGGUGUCACAAGUCACAACAUUGACAUGAUUCGAUGUUACAAUUUACAAAGUUUUCAAACUGUACGAGUACAUUGGCAUGUAUAAAGUUUGUUUAAUUUAUUGCUGACGGAAUAUUCAUGGCGUUCUCGCAAAAGAAAACAGAGAAUAAUGCAUGACGUUGAGGCAUAGCGUCCACAAUCUCUCAGAUUGUCGCCAUGCUCAAGCAGGAGACGAAACUCUGGGUUGAGCUAGGCCACCCGGUCUCUGUAACUGUCAUUUCUGAUUGUAACCAGUCCCGGACCAAACAUUUUUGCCCGGCGACGCAUCCAAUUCUUUCAUAUGGACUUCCCCCAAAAAAAUCUUCCAUUCGUCCAAGAUCAACCUGGUUGGAGGUUCCAUCAGUAUUUGUCAGGGGAUCGAGGAAGAACUGGGUGGGGAUUGGGGUUCAGCAUCCCAGCCCAGGACGGGCGGCUCUGCUCCAUCGGCGGCGAGACUGCUCACCGCCUGACGACGUUGGACAAGACAAACAAACCAUCGCUCUCAUGGUCAUGGAAGUCCCUCUCGCCUUCGUCGCUCGGCUCAGCCUCUCAGCUGUUGGGUCCUCAUCCUCACUCCUUACCUCGGCUAUGGCCAUGGCUAUGGUCGCCGCCGCUCGGGAUGACGGGAUUGACUCCGGCAGCUUGAUCGCCUCCGCAGCCCCCAGUCAGUCCAUUCUCCUUACCCUAUCUGCAGAGAAUUAGAGGAGGGACCUGAGUGGGGUGGGCUAGCAGUUGCGAUCAAGGCCAUAACUCAUAUAUCCAGCUGUUGGUUUGUGUGUGUGUAUGUAUGUAUGUAUGUAUGUAAUAUAGAUAUAUGGUGGGUUAAAAUGUAAAAGGGUGAAGGAAUAAGAAAAGGAAAGGGGAGAGAAAAAUCUCCUGAGUAGAUUUCCCCAAA
This is a messenger RNA of Panicum virgatum (switchgrass), 2579 nucleotides long. Its product is annotated as disease resistance protein RGA2-like. The record is from RefSeq and is a predicted model, not a curated record. NCBI's taxonomy places the organism in Eukaryota, Viridiplantae, Streptophyta, Magnoliopsida, Poales, Poaceae. The transcript has a single exon. Gene Ontology annotation, molecular function: ADP binding. The coding region runs from base 13 to 1584 and encodes 523 amino acids.